AUGUCCACUCUCACACUCGCACCCCUCCCCUCUCAGACGCUCCCCGGCGCACCCACCCGCAAGCUCGACCCGGACUUCGGCCGCGUAGCAUCGGGCAUCGACCUCUCCUCUCUCACAGACGAGACCUUUGCUCAGAUCCAGCAGGCACUCUACAAGCACUCUGUCCUCGUGUUCCCCUCCACCAAGCUCUCACCAGAGAAGCAGUACGAGCUCACUCAGCGAUUCGACCCCGGAGCCACCUCCUACGGACAUGGCAACAAGGGCCGACAGGAGAAGAGUAUCCUUCACCCUGAUCUCAAGACUAUCCCACGGCAGCCUCAGGUGCAGGUCAUUGGAAAUGGCAAAGUGGCAGAGCACGAGGGACUGGAGAACAUCAAGCUGAAGCACCCACACCACAAGACAUUCCACAAGACUGCCGUGUCCGACGAGGAGGACGAAAAGGUCACCAGGUUCUACCGCUGGCACAUUGACUCGGCACUGUACGAUCUCUCUACCCCCAGGGUCACCACCCUCUACGCCCUCUCCGUCCCUCAGGGAGCUCCUCAGACCCUCCGCUACGACGACGGUACCGGCGAUGAGCUGCCUGUCCCUCUGGGAACCACCGCUUUCGUCUCCGGUAUCUCCAUGUUCGAGGACCUGCCCGACCACCUCAAGUCCCUUGCCGUGAGGGCCAAGGUUAGGUACGCCCCUCACCCUUACAUCUGGAUGAGCUCGGCCGCCUCCAACUCCCUCGGACUGGGACUGGUGAGCGAAGGCAAGGAGCUCUCCCUCGAUGAGCUCCCAGCCUGGGAGGAGAGCAAGAUCAAGACUCUCCCAAUGUGCUGGAAGAACCCUUCAACUGGCAAGCUCCACCUGCAGAUUCACCCUUCGGCAGUCCACCAGAUCCUCAUCGACCCUCUCCCCGCCGGCGCCACACUCGACGCCAACACCCUCUACCCUCAGGGCGCACACCUGACCGACAUCAAGGAGGUCCGCGACCUCGUCUACUCCAUUCAGCGUCCCGCAAUUGCCCCCGAGAAGGUCUACGCACACGACUGGAAGGAGGGAGACAUGUGUCUCUUCCACAAUGCUGGCACACUCCACUCCGUCGUCGGCGCCUUCAAAGAGACGGACGUGAGGAUCUUCCACCAGUGCAACCUGGCUGCUAGUGAGGACCCCAAGGGCCCCACUGAAGAGGACGUCAAGAAGUACGCCUAA
Microstroma glucosiphilum is the source of this 1197-nucleotide messenger RNA. Its product is annotated as Clavaminate synthase-like protein. Gene Ontology annotation, molecular function: oxidoreductase activity. The transcript has 2 exons. The record is from RefSeq and is a predicted model, not a curated record. NCBI's taxonomy places the organism in Eukaryota, Fungi, Basidiomycota, Exobasidiomycetes, Microstromatales, Microstromataceae. The coding region runs from base 1 to 1197 and encodes 398 amino acids.